AUGGCCGGCAUUGCGGACGCCGGCAUCGUGCAGCGGGCCGCCAUCCCCGCCGUGUGCCUGCUGAUCGGCUUCCUGGGCUACUUCUCGCAGUACGUCCUGCACGACGACUUUCUCGAGCCGGGCCCGCCAUCACGCACCGAGACCCUCGUCUUCAACGCGCUCCUCCUCGCUCUGUGGUGGACCUACGCGCGCACCUGCACCGUCGACCCCGGCCGCUACACCUUCCCCGAAUCGCCGCCCCCCGCCGUCGUCGUCGAGGAGGUAAAGGGCCGGUGGUGCAGCAAGUGCUCCGCGCCGAAGCCGCCGCGCGCGCACCACUGCCGGCACUGCCGCCGCUGCGUGCCCCGGAUGGACCACCACUGCCCCUGGACGGGCAACUGCGUGUCCAUGACGACGUUUCCGCACUUUUUGCGCUUCCUGGCCUAUGCGAACCUGGCGCUCGGGGUGCUCGCGAGGCUGCUGCUGGCGCGCAUCGCGCGCCUGUGGGCGGACCGCUUCCUGCCGGCGUACCUGGGGCCGAGCGUCGGCGCGUUGGUUUCGCUCGCGCUGCUGACGCUGGUCGGCGCCGCCACGUGGCUCGCGCUGUUCGUUAUGCUCGUUACCACCGUCCGCGGCUGGGUCCUCAACCAGACCAUGAUCGAGGUGUGGGAGCAGGACCGGCACGAGACGCUGGCCGCGCGCGGGGCCCGCAGCGGCGGUAACGAUUGGUGGGACAUUGUCGGGCCCGACGGCGAGCCCAUCCGGUUCGAAAAGGUCGAGUUCCCGUACGAUGUCGGCUUCUUCGCCAACAUGGCGCAAGCAAUGGGCACCCCGCUCUUCGUGCUCUGGCUGCUCCCGUUCGCCGGGAACCCGCGCGUCUCGCCGCCCGGCGAGGGUACCGUCGGGUGGACCUGGCCGGAGAACGGCUUCAACCGAAAGGAGGGCAUGUGGCCGCCGCCGGACCCGGACAAGAUCCGCCGCGCCGCUCGGCAGCAGAAGCACACCGGUGCCGGCGGCGCGACUACGCGGCGCGACUACGAGCGCGAGCUGCGCGAGCUCGAACUUGACCCCGAGGCGCGAAAGAGUGCCUUCAAGGAGAGGCAGGAGCGGGACCUCCGGCGCCGGCGCAAGGCGCUCCUUGCCGAGCUCGAGGAGGAAGAGGAGGAGCAUGGCGGCGAGGAUGACCUGAACUCGUACCCGGACGACGAGAGCGACGGGUGGUCUGAAGAAGACGCCGAGAAGCUCGCGGACUUUGGUGUCGACGAGGACGAGGUCGACUACGACUACACGACUAGGCACGACAACGACGAGGACGAAGACGUACCGCUCGGUGAGCUGCUGCGGCGGAGACGAGCGCAAAAAGCCAGCGACGACGAGUAG
Molecule: messenger RNA, 1359 nt
Organism: Cordyceps fumosorosea ARSEF 2679
Lineage: Eukaryota; Fungi; Ascomycota; Sordariomycetes; Hypocreales; Cordycipitaceae
Product: Zinc finger, DHHC-type, palmitoyltransferase
Exons: 1
Coding region: 1-1359 (452 amino acids)
Biological process (GO): protein targeting to membrane; peptidyl-L-cysteine S-palmitoylation
Cellular component (GO): Golgi apparatus; endoplasmic reticulum membrane; endoplasmic reticulum
Molecular function (GO): protein-cysteine S-palmitoyltransferase activity
Source: RefSeq, a predicted model, not a curated record